This is a messenger RNA of Pieris brassicae (large cabbage white), 2515 nucleotides long. Its product is annotated as putative fatty acyl-CoA reductase CG5065. Bases 93 to 1478 code for a protein of 461 amino acids. Gene Ontology annotation, biological process: long-chain fatty-acyl-CoA metabolic process. The record is from RefSeq and is a predicted model, not a curated record. Gene Ontology annotation, molecular function: alcohol-forming very long-chain fatty acyl-CoA reductase (NADP+) activity. The transcript has 11 exons. Gene Ontology annotation, cellular component: peroxisome. NCBI's taxonomy places the organism in Eukaryota, Metazoa, Arthropoda, Insecta, Lepidoptera, Pieridae.
CAAAGACAUAACAUAUGCAGUUACCACCCGGAGAUAGGGAACAGCAUACAAAAAAACAAUUUAUUGUGAAAUUGUAGUGGCAUCGGUUCAAAAUGGUAAAACAGAAUAUGAAAUCGAAGAACGUCUCAUCAGUGUCCAAGUACUAUGCCGGAAAAAAUGUUUUCAUUACGGGUGGGACUGGCUUUCUUGGGAAGGCCCUUAUAGAGAAGCUUCUAUACAGUUGCAAUGAUAUUGGCAAAGUGUUCAUGCUGAUACGGGAGAAGAGAGGUGUUUCUGCUCAAGACAGAAUAAAAAGCAUGCUUGAAACUGAGCCAUUUGCACGACUUAGAAACGAGAGGCCCCAAGACUUCAAAAAGAUUGUUCCUGUAUAUGGUGAUCUUGUAGCUGAUUCACUCGGAAUUAGCCCUGAGGAUCAAGAAAUGCUGUUUGAAGAGGUGUCCGUUGUUUUCCACUUAGCAGCAACAAUUAAAUUUAACGAACCGUUAUCCGUUGCUAUGAAAGUUAACGUAGAAGGCACGCAGGAAGUUCUGAAAUUGGCGCAAAAAAUGAAGCAAUUGGAAUCCUUCGUCUACAUGUCAACGGCUUUUUCAAACACAUCUCUGCAGAGAUACCACGUGGAAGAGAAAAUGUACCCUCCACCUAAGCCUAUGGACGAAGUUUACGACAUGAUUAAAAGCAACGACCCCAACGAAUGUUUUAAUUCCGAAAUUUUAGAUGGUCGCCCAAACACAUACACAUUCACAAAGGCACUUGCUGAAAACUUUGUUGUUGAUAACCACGGCGACAUACCGUGCGUAAUCGUUCGACCGUCAGUAGUAACUGCUGCCUUAAAAGAACCCGUCGAAGGCUGGAUUGACAAUUGGCAAGGCGCAACUCCAGUCCUCUCCCUCAUCGCGAAAGGGUGGGUGCGAUGCCUCUACGGUGAAAAAAUUAACAACUUUGAAAUCAUACCCAUAGACUACGUUGUGAACCUCACCAUCAUCAGUGGUGCAAAUUGCAAGAAAUCAAAGGAUGUACCCAUCUACCAUUGCUGCAGCAGUGGAAGUAACCCAAUCACAUUGAAGGAAACAUCUAUUUUAUACACUGCGGAGAGCGUGAAACAUGGAUAUAAUGAACUGCCACUACCAGGAAUGAUAUUUUCAAAAUCAUCAUGGAUUUUAUUCCUCAUGACGCUCAUCUUUCAAGUAAUUCCAUCAUAUUUGGCUGACUUAUUCCUUUACGUUAUUGGAAAACCAGCAAGGUACGUCAAAAUCCAAACCAAACUAGCAUCAUACCUGGAUACUAUUCGUUUCUUCAGCUCACAGUCAUGGAAUAUCACUAACGACAAGACGAGAGGUCUCUACUCUAGUCUUAAUUCUGCUGAUAAAAAGCUCUAUCCCUGUGAUGCGAAUCUUAUAGACUGGAAACAGUAUAUCCCUAUCUACUUUAGAGGUGUCAAACAAUUCCUGGCUGAACCAGCACAGAAGAAAAGGCAAUGAAGUAGACAAUAAAUUUCAGAAAAAUCUAACAAUUUAAUGUUUGUACAAUAUAGAUUAAUUUAUUAUAAGGUAAUAUUUAUCUAUAACUAAAAUAUCUAAGCUAUUUUGUUAAUAAUGGAAAGCAUUUAUUGUUAAUAAAUAUUUCCAGGUUUUCAUAAUUGACCUUCAACUGAAGUUUAUAAAAAGGACUCAAGGUCAUUCAUAAUUAGGUCUAAGCGCUAAGUAUUACUCACGUAUGUCAAAUCCAAUUUGUCCUACGGGAUUUAUACUUACCGCUAAUUCUUGACUCUGAACAUUACUUGUACUUUUCUUAUGCUUUGUUCAGUUAUAGUUCUCUGAGCCGAGCAUUUAUUUAUUAACACUUCCAUUAACAUAAUACAAAAAGAACAGAAUUUAAUGAAAAGGUGGGCAAAUGUCGCCCUUACUCUGUCGCGAUCUCUUACAGGGAGCUGUGAAAAAAAAUGUAUUAAAUUAGUUAAGGUAAGUAAAUAGCGCAAAAAUACAUAAUUCAUAUUAGACUAGACUAAAAAUAAGGAUACAUGAAAAAUAAAAAGUGCACAUGAAUAACGACAAUUUUAGAUCAGUCUAACGCCUGUUAGUAGUUAGUACGAAAGUGAGGGAUACGAUGAGGACAGGUUAUGUUUGUACAGAAGAAAUGUAAACGAAGAUGGAGAAGGAGCUAAGCGAAUAGGGGUGAAGUGAAUUCCAUAGCCUAACUACAGAAACCUUAAAGGAUUCGCCAAGAAAAGAGGAGUUUACUGAGUACGCGCUAAGUAAAAGCUCUUACGUAUGUUACUUUUAGGUUUUUAUUCGCCUCUCAAUCAAUAUUAUAAAUCCUCAAUCAAUAUUAUAAAAGAUCCUUCCCUAUCAAAUAUUAUAAACUGAAUAAUAUUAGAAAUAUUGAUAUGAUGGUAAAUAGACUCUUAUAUACCCUUUAUACCUAUUCAUGCGUGCUUUUUCAUAAGCUUUAUUAAAUAUAAGCUUUAUUUGGUUAAAACUUUAUUACUUUCAUGGAAACGUUUUAAAGUCAAAGUCAA